Molecule: messenger RNA, 5258 nt
Organism: Bombus pyrosoma
Lineage: Eukaryota; Metazoa; Arthropoda; Insecta; Hymenoptera; Apidae
Gene: xmas
Exons: 4
Coding region: 154-4992 (1612 amino acids)
Biological process (GO): mRNA export from nucleus
Cellular component (GO): nucleus; cytoplasm; transcription export complex 2
Molecular function (GO): nucleic acid binding
Source: RefSeq, a predicted model, not a curated record
CGCAGAACGCGAGUCUUGUCCUCUAUUUUGAUUUUUCAUUAGUCAUCGCACAGUGCUCGGACGCUAUCGAACUGCUUUUACAGAAGUGCAAUUUUCUCUCUUCUUUUGGUGCACAAGUGCUGAGACCUGUUUACGUGAUUAAAAAGAGACAAAAUGGAGUGCAAGGAAGACAGUCAAAGGGAUAUAUUUCCGUCCGAACGUAUGAUUUCGAAAACAUUUAUAUUUUCUGAACCAUACGUACUUCGUGCUCCUAGACCUGUUAACUCUGGAAUUAAUUUCGAGCAAAUAUCAGAUGCAGCAAAUAUUAGGAGAAAUUGGUUUACCUUUGCUAUGCCAAUUUCGGCAAGGCAAUCGAACAAUCAAGAUGUAUCCACUUUUCAACCGGAUACAUAUGAAAAGCCAUAUAAGCCUAAAAUAUCAAGAAAUUAUUACAAUCCAGCUGUUAACGUAUUUGCUCAAGCACUUAAAGAUACUGCAAUGUUUGAGCAGUCAAAAAGAAAUCGUAGAUCUCAAGUUAUUGAAAUUAAUUCAGAAAAUUCAAUAACAUGCACAAAUGUGCCCAAAACAUUGCUUGCGAAAGGAACAGCAAAGCGAUAUUUUGUUCAAUUCGGGCAUCUUUCAAAAAUUACUAUUCGUCCUAGAAAACGAACAAUUAUCGUUAUUUAUGCUGCUAAGCAAGAUGCAAAGAUAGCUUGCAGUAAAAGCGGUGAAUAUUUGGGAGAAAAGUUUAAUGUAGAACGGACAAAAUUAUCCGUUCCGCCGAAAUCUCCUACAAAGAAGAGAGAUUUACAAAAAAACGGGAUCUACGAUGUAUCGCAAAUUGUAUCUAAUUUUUUAAAAUCAUCUGACGAUGAAAUUAAAUCAGAGUUAGAUGCUAUGACAAAUCUUGAAUAUAAUUUACAUAGUAGAAACAAUUUUGAUGAGACUUUGACUAAAAGACGUAAAAUAUUACAGUCGAAAAGUACGUCAAAGUCAUUUACAAGAAUGAAGAAAACAUCUGCAAAAGCUGAAAAACUCAAAGCUGAAAGUCAAAUAUCUGAUUUAUUACCAAGUGCUACUAUCGAAGAAUUACAAAACAUAAUUCAACAACCUGCAUACACCUCUGAAGACAAGUAUAAGGUAUUAGAAGCAAGAGAUCGGCUUAUAAGGAUAAGGCAAACUAAAUCGCAUACAUUAGCAGCAGUUAAAGUGAUGAUUGGAACAUGUCCUGAUAUGUGUCCUGAAAAAGAACGUCUAAUGCGUGAGUCGAAAAGACAAGUGGCAUCGUAUGAACAGCUUGAAAUCAAUGAAUAUAGAAUAAAUCACAUGGUUGCAGUUAAACAGUAUUCUAGAUCUUCUGCAGAUCAAGAAGAACCAAUGGCACAUGAAUUGAGACCAGUAAAAUCUUUAAAAAUGACUAUGAGUUAUUUACUUCACGAGAUAGUAAAUCUUUGUGACCAACAGGGUACAAACUUAGGAGAAUGGUAUCACUUUUUAUGGGAUAGAACAAGAGGAAUUCGGAAAGAUAUAACACAGCAAGAGCUAUGUUGUAUUGAUAGUGUAGAGUUAGUUGAACAAUGUGCCAGGUUUCAUAUAGUAUGUUCAGAGAGACUUUGUGCAGAACAACCAUCUGUUUUUGAUAAAAAAAUUAAUUCUGACAAUUUAACAAAAUGCUUACAAUCAUUAAAGUACAUGUAUCAUGAUUUAAGAGUAAAAGAAAUUACCUGUAAAAAUGAACCUGAAUUUCGUGCAUAUAUUAUUUUAUUGAAUUUGAACAAUGGCAAUUUUAUGUGGGAUUUGCAAAGACUACCGAACAACAUACAAAAAUCAUCAGAAGUCCAGUUUGCAUUAGAUAUAUAUUCUGCUCUGGAGUCUAAUAAUUAUUAUAAAUUCUUUAAACUUGUUCAAGAAACUACAUAUUUAAAUGCGUGUAUCUUACUCAGAUAUUUUUAUCAAGUGAGAUUAAAAGCAUUAUCAGCAUUAGUCAAGGCUUAUUGCAGAACUGCAUCGACAGCAUAUCCAUUAUAUGAAUUAAUAGAUAUUCUCGGUUUUGAGGAUGAAAAUGAAGCUAUAUAUUUUUGUGAACAAGUGGGAUUAAAUGUGUCAGAAGAUGGCUCACAUGUAUUAUUGAACAGACAUAACUUUACCAUGCCUGUAUCACAUAUAAAACAAAAAAGAGCAUGCAAUUUAAUAGACUCUAAGAGAACUAUGCAACAUUUAUCUAUUGGAGAAUGUAUAGCAGGAGGAAGAAUGCCAGAAAAAGUAUAUAAGUAUCACAAACCACACAAUAGUUUUGAUUCACGUGGUUACUUAAUGCCUGAUUCUAUUAAUGCAGAAGAUCAAAAUAAAAGUAUCGUUUCUUCAUCAACUGAUCCAUAUGAGUUUAUAGAUGAAGAUAUAAUGCACACUGAACAAUCGAUAUCAAUGUCUGAGAAAAGACAAAAUAAUAAUGAAAAUGUGCUUACUACUGAACACGCAAUUACAUUAAAGACUGUUUCAACCACUGAAGCUAAUACAAAUCUUUUAACCAUGAAAUCCAAUGCUAAUACCUCCUGUGUCUCUAAAUCUCAGACACAAAUGAAUAAAUUUCAAAUAAAUACAAAUUCAGAAUUAAUAACAUCAAAGAUAGGAAAUCAGAAAGAUUCAAGGAUAUUUAGUUUUGUAUCAGCACAACAGUCAAAUGAAUCUUCCAUUUUGUCUAAUGUAUCGAAUGUAACACCAACAACUUGUAAAACUUCUAAUUUAUUCUCCAAGCAAUUUGAACCAUCUCCAUCAAACAAUGAUAUUGCAACAGUUACAAAUAAAAGCAUAUUUUCGGGGAUGUCGCGAGGAAACAUAUAUAUGAAAAAUCCUACAUCUUCCACAGUAUUUUCUAGUACAUACUCGAAUUUACAAACUAUUUCAAAAUCACCAAACAUUGUAAAUACUGUAACUCUCAUGGGUAAAACUAUACCAAAUGAAACGUCAAAUUUCUUGGUAAAAAGUCAAGUUCCACAAGAAGAGAAAACUGAAAAGUUAAAAUUAGAAGAACAAGAAUCUAUUGAAAGGACGCAAGAGAUUAAUGAUAUUGCCAAAGACAUAUUAAAUACUUUAGAAACAGAACUAGUACAAGCACAUUGCUCUGCUAUAGUAAAGGAAGAAACAGAUAAGAUAUAUAUUUACAACACUUUUAGCGAGGAUAUCAGUAAUGAGAUUUUUAACGAGGUAACUUCUGAAAUUUGUGAUAAUUUGUUACAAAAGGAAAUUGUUAAUGCACGAAAAUUAAAUGAAAUAUCAAUGAAAAUAAAAAAUAGAGUAAUUGUAAAAUGUUUCAAUAAAUGGAGAUUUAAUGCAUUGAAGAAAAAACAACAAAGAACAGCAUUAGAAAAUACACCUGUAUGGCUGCAAAGGCAUACUACUGAACAAUGUGCAAAAUUAUUGUACACUACGGAACAAGAUUUAGUUAUUAGAAGCAUGUGCAAAAAGUACAAUGAGAUAAGAGAUAUUAAAUAUUAUCCUGAACCUUUAGCACCAAUUACUGCUAUAAUCCACAUUGGUAUUAAAGAACACUUGAAAUCUUUAAACAUUGACAUACAUCCCAACUGUUAUUGGAAAUUAAUUAUUUCUUGGCCAAACUUACAUAACAAAACAGUUUUAUGGCAUUGCAAAAAAAUAAUGAAUCAGUAUCUUUGCCCUGAAGAUUAUUCUGCAGAUCCUAUUAUAAAAUUGUAUCAACCAAAUCAAAGUGAAACAUUGCACAUUUGUAUCAGACAUUUUGAAGGGCUGAUUAGUGAUCAUCAUUUAACAGGAUCAGAUGCUCUUUUAUUUACGGCAGAUGCUUCUGAAGAAAUUAAAUUUAUUAUAAAACGUUUAACAAAAAUUGUGUUAUCCAGAGACAGGCUGAUGCCUAUACCACUUGUAUUUCUUAUUUUGGGCGACUCGACAUUUCAAACUCAAGAUAAAGAAAUUAUUUCUACUUUAGAACAAUUUUUGAAAUCUGGAUACUUGUCAGUGUACAAAAUCGUACACGAAAAGAAUUUAGAUGAGAAAGCAAUUUUAAAUUUAACACAAAAUACGAUUCUUUGGUUAUCCGUUAACAAAUCACCUCAGAAUCCACUAGAAAUGGAUUAUUUACAAAAUAUUUAUAAUACUUGUUUAACAGACGACUUAUGGCUAAGAAUAUAUGAUAAUUCGUUCUUCAAUGAGAAAUUAUUACAUGCUCUGGAGAAGCCUAAAUUUAUAAUUGAUUUACAUAACGAAGCAGUUUCUCAUGUAAUAGACAUAAUCUUAGACCCUGAAUCUUUUAUGUAUACGAAAUUUGCCCCAGAGUUUAAAAAGUUCGUUAAAAAUCAGUAUAUGAUGCCAUGUAGUUAUGAACAUUUUGAUGAUGUUUGGAAAAGUGAAGAGUAUAAAGCAAAAUUAGAAAGAGUAAUGUCUAGCUUCAAGUUGCCUCAGUGGAGGUAUCCAUGGCCUAUAAAUAAUAGCAUCAUAUUUCGCCAAUAUAUAACAAAUUAUUGUCAAGAAGCAUUAUUCACUUCUGAUAGUGAUGAAAUAUCUGAUGAUAUAUUAAGUAAUUUGUUUGUUACAACUGGAAUUCCAACUACGUCGAAUUUUAUCGAUGUAUUAUUAUAUAUUAUUAAACGAAAGAUAUAUCUUCUUGCUAAAGAUUUGAAAGUAAUUUACAAUAAGAAUUGUAUGAAAUGCUUUCGAACUUUACCAUGGUGGUUAAAGUCUAAUCUAUUAACCGAAUAUAAAAUUGUAUCAAGAAAUAUUAAUGUUGAGGAGACUGAAAAAGAAAAUAAGACAGCAAUCGAUAUUAAUGAACCAACCAUGAUGGUAAAGAAACGAAAGUUGAAUAAAUUUCAAGAAAACAAGUAUGAACUCGAACCAUUAGCAACGUUUUGUGAAAAUAGUCGUAGUCAAGUAAUGGAAGUGCAUAAUAUUUCAAGAAAAAUUGAAAAUCGUUUGAAGGAACAUCAAGAACAAAGCUACUUAUUUGAAGAAAAGUUAAAGAAUGCUUUCUUAAAUGUAUAAAUGUAAUAAAAUGUAUAUAAAAGUUAAAAUUAUUUUUAUUUUUAGAAAUGUCUACAGUAUUUCAAAAACUGUGUUCACAGUAUUAUAUAAAUAAUAAUGUAUUCAUGUAUAUAAGUAUAUAGUGUAAUAUAUAUGUAAGUAAUAUACAGAAUAAAACUGUAAAUAUCGUAUUGUAUAGUGCGCAGAAAGUGUGAUUCGUUAUGUAAAAAUAAAUCAAAAUGUGUAGAUAACAAUUUUUUUUAAUAAAGGUUUAGUUUCCGAGAAAA